Messenger RNA from Miscanthus lutarioriparius, 1389 nucleotides. Lineage: Eukaryota; Viridiplantae; Streptophyta; Magnoliopsida; Poales; Poaceae. The record is from the annotation of a GenBank genome assembly.
AUGUUAUCCACCGCCGCCCCGCGCGCGCGGUUCUCGCCGCCGGCGCCCGCCUCCCACCCGCCGUGGAAACGUGGCCGCUCUCCAUCAUCGGCUCCUGGAAGCAUGGCGUCGUGGCGCGCGUCCGCCGAGAACGCCGUGCCCCUCGACCACCGCCGCCGCUGGCACAACGCGGAGCGUGCCCCUGGUCGCGUCUGGCAGCAGUUCCGCGCGCCCCAGCCUGCCUUGCCCUCCUCCAGGCUUUGGGUUUGCUCGGAGGACGCCUCGACCUCCUCCUCCUCCGGAGAUGCCUGCACGAUCAUGUCAUACAACAUCUUGGCUGAUUACAAUGCUCAGAGUCAUCCUGACCUUUAUUUGGAUGUCCCCUGGGAUGCAAUGAGGUGGGAUUCAAGGGGGCGACUUAUUAUCUGUGAAAUUAGGCACUGGGAUCUUGACUUAGUGUGUCUUCAAGAGGUGGAUAGGUUUCAGGAUAUUGCUGCAGGAAUGAAGAGCAGAGGGUACGAAGGUAUAUAUCAGAGGCGAACUGGAGAUACUAGAGAUGGAUGUGCCAUGUUUUGGAAGUCAAAACGGUUACAUCUGCUUGAGGAAGAUAGUAUUGACUUUAGUGAAUUCAAUCUGCGAAAUAAUGUUGCUCAAAUAUGUGUUUUUGAGCUUAACGGAACACACAAAUUUGUACUCGGGAAUAUUCAUGUUUUGUUUAAUCCAAAGCGGGGUGAUAUAAAACUGGGCCAGAUUCGCAUGCUACUUGAGAAGGCAAAUGCUCUUGCUGAAAAAUGGGAUAAAAUUCCUAUCGUGCUUGCUGGUGAUUUCAACAGCACACCUGAUAGCGCUAUCUACAAGUUCUUGUCGACAAUGAAGCUGAACAUUUCUUUGCAUGAUAGAAGGCAGUUAUCUGGACUUGAUAGCUCGGAAUUUGGCCUGUAUGAGCUUUGUAGUCUGCUCAAGUAUCAAUGGACUGAUGAAGAAGUGAGAAAUGCGACAGGGUGUUCAAAUGUUGUGGUGGCUGAACAUCCAUUGAAGCUCAGUAGUUCAUAUGCCAUGUUGAAGGGAAAUUCAAACAAUAGGGGUCUUCAUGGUGAACCCUUGGCGACUUCCUACCACAAGAAGUUUCUUGGAACUGUUGAUUAUCUGUGGCGCACUCGUGGAAUUGAAUGCUCCAGAGUUUUGGACACGUUACCUAUAGGUGUUUUGAGGAGAACGAGGGGUCUUCCAACCAGGGAAAUUGGCAGUGAUCAUUUGCCCAUUGUUGCUGAAUUCGCUUUCCUGGAAUCAGUUGAUGAUGAUUCUGGUGAAGAAGAUGAAUCUGAGCAAGAUGACGAGUCUGAGAAAGAAGUGAGCAAAGCGCAGCACUUAUUUUUCUCCUCAGAUAGUUCCGUUGAAGGGACUGAGUGA